This is a messenger RNA of Pseudozyma hubeiensis SY62, 1923 nucleotides long. Its product is annotated as transcription regulator. Gene Ontology annotation, molecular function: NAD+ binding. NCBI's taxonomy places the organism in Eukaryota, Fungi, Basidiomycota, Ustilaginomycetes, Ustilaginales, Ustilaginaceae. The record is from RefSeq and is a predicted model, not a curated record. The coding region runs from base 1 to 1923 and encodes 640 amino acids. The transcript has a single exon.
AUGAGAAGUAUUGGGAAAGAGUGGAAAGCGCAGCACAUUUCGAGUUUGAAGGGUUGCUGGGAAAGAAUUGAUUGUGACACGGACUUGCAAUCUCGACAGGAAGUAUUGGUCUUCGAAGGCUCGUGUCAACCGACACUUGAACAGCGGCUCUCAACGGCGUAUUCCCCUCUUCUCCUCGUCCAGUCGCAUCGAACGGGCUUCAGGAUGCAGAUCGAUGCUUCGAACGGCUCGAAAGUCGAAGCUUCCGCAGCGGAAGCGAGUAGUGCAGGCAAUGGAAGCGUAGCAUCGACGUCAAAGUCGACCCUUGCUCAGGCUACCGCUUCUGCACCCUCCACGACCGCAUCUCCGCCACCCGGCGAGCCAUCGUACCAAUCCAUGGACUCCGAGGAGCUCUCUGCUCUCGAGGAAACUGCCGAAGCCGAAUCGGAAUCCGACACCGAGAUCGAUCGACUUCUCGAUGCGGCCGCUGCCACCUUCCCACCCGAAACCGUCUCGCUCCUCGUCAAGGACUUAAAACAACGGGGCAUCGUGUACUUCCUCCGCACUCACGUCGUCUCCGAUCCAUCUUCUUUACGAAUCAAACACUUGCUUCUCGCACUCGGAGUCUUUCUGCCUCGCUCCAUCCGCGAUUCCGAUGUAUCGAUCGAGGUCCUCCUCCCCAUCCUCAAAACCGCACUCGCGCGCAUCCUUCGACGACGCGAAAAACUCCCGCAGUACAACACCAUCACCGAUGCGCUCUCGCUCAUCUCCACCCGCAGCAAGAUCAUGAUCCUCUCCGGUGCCGGCAUCUCGGUCUCCUGUGGCAUCCCCGACUUUCGCUCGCACGACGGCAUCUACGCCUCGCUCCAAUCCGAAGGAACCUACCAACUCGACGACCCGCAGGACAUGUUUGACAAAUCCUACUUCCUCACAAACCCGUCCAUGUUCUACUCAUUCGCACACAGGAUCUUUCCCAGCAACUUCACGCCAAGCUCGACGCAUCGUUUCAUCAAACUCGUCGAGGAACAGGGGAAAUUGCUGCGGAAUUACAGUCAGAACAUCGAUACGUUGGAGCAGCUGGCAGGGAUCGAGAUGGUGUUGCAGUGUCAUGGAAGUUUCGCUAGUGCGAGCUGUACGGAUCCGAGUUGUGGUUAUAGGUGUAAGGGGAGUGAGAUUGCGGAUGCGAUAUUUGGGAAGAGAGUUCCGAGGUGUCCGAGGUGUGAGGAGAGGAAGGGGAAGGAGGAGAAGCCGAGUAAGAAGAGGAGGAAGGUGGGGAAUGGGAGAAGUUGGAGGCCAACAGAUGACAGUGAUGAGGAGGAGGAGGAUGACGAGACGUCGCUGCCGGGGUUCGGUAUUUUGAAACCGGACAUCACGUUCUUCGGCGAGAAGCUCUCCUCCGACUUCGACCACGCCCUGCUUGCCGACAGAGAAGAAGUCGAUCUUCUCAUCGUCAUGGGGACCUCGCUCAAAGUCGCACCUGUAUCCGAGAUCCUCGGCCACAUCCCGCACUCGACUCCAGUGAUCCUCAUCAACAAGACUCCCAUCCUGCACCUCGCCACCGACAUCAUGCUUCUCGGAGACUGCGACCGUAUCGUCGAGUAUCUCUGCCGCAAACUAGGCUGGCAUCUUCCACCGGUGCAACCGAGCAAAGAUGUGGUGGGAAGUCGCGCGGCGGAACAGGUCAAGCACAAGGUGGAGGUGCAGGACGAAAGGGCAGAGGUUGCAGUCGAGAGAGAGGAGAAGAGGCUGCCCGAUGGACAAGGUGAGGGGGAUGGGGAGGAGGAACCGGAGAGGUUGAUGAACAGUCACGCUUGGUUGUUCCAAGGUGCAGAGCCUGGACGGUUGCCUGCGUUGCUCGCUGAGAUGGAUGACGAGGAGGAGGAGGAUGAAGAAGCAAACAGAGCAGGCGAUACCCUCGUCCCCAGCGAUCCGACUUCAGCAUGA